Molecule: messenger RNA, 954 nt
Organism: Seminavis robusta
Lineage: Eukaryota; Bacillariophyta; Bacillariophyceae; Naviculales; Naviculaceae
Source: the annotation of a GenBank genome assembly
AUGGCGUCUCGGCCCCGUCGUGCAACGGGAACGUCACACAGUGGGCCAGCUAAACCGAAGUACGGUCAAGCACAGGCUGAUUGGAUUAAGAAGGUGCAUUUUGAAGUGGAGGCGAAGGGUGCAUCUUUUUUCAAAGCUGGAAUUGGAAGAGACUGGUCGCAGAUUGCUCCCCAUGGUGGACGCAACACGUGUUUGAAUCAAAGAGAUCCCAUCGUGCUUGCAUCUACCAUGUACGUUCGCCCUGUUGCUUGCUGGAUUCCUCAUUUGCUGAUUCCCUCCCAUCUUCCGUCGUGUCCUCAUUGCGAGAAGAAUAACGGCAUCUCGUUGAACCCCAAGUUAGAUUGGGUGGCUACUCCCAAAAUCCUUUAUGGUUUGUAUGACCACCGGUAUUUGGACACCAUCUACUACAAGUGCGAACCUUGCAAGCGCAAGUUCACAGGCUACAAUGAAAAGUCUUUGGAACUGGAUUCUAACAAGCUCAUCGGCAUUUUCAACUUUCACGUUUCUCGAGGAGUUGGUGUUGACCAAGAGCUUUACGCCCACAUUGUGAAUCGCUCUUGCGAUCCCACCGCAGCUAUCUACCGCGGGAUUGCACAAGGGGUUGCCAACAGGUACAUCAACGACAGUCUAUUCUACUACCAAAGUUGUGCGGCAAAGAAGGUUGCAGUGGAGCCACGGAAAGUAGUCCCCGGAACAAAUCAACGUACGAUCGAUUCUAUGAUUAAGUUUGUUCCACCCCCAACCGAAUCCGAGAAGAAAAGACGCAAACUCGAGAAUGAUCUUUCACGUGCAAGGAGAGCAUGGGAGUGGGCACGAGAUCGAGCUACCGCUGACAUCACUUUUCAAGACAUUUUCAGACGCAAGUCCAACCGGAACAACCUCAACCUUUCUGUUCAAGGGUAUUGGAAAACAGAAGCUUCUUGCGAUGAUUGGUUGUGGAAUCUUUUCUGCUAG